This is a messenger RNA of Cucurbita maxima (winter squash), 1668 nucleotides long. Its product is annotated as phosphoribulokinase, chloroplastic-like. The coding region runs from base 224 to 1441 and encodes 405 amino acids. Gene Ontology annotation, molecular function: ATP binding; phosphoribulokinase activity. The record is from RefSeq and is a predicted model, not a curated record. The transcript is spliced from 5 exons. Gene Ontology annotation, biological process: carbohydrate metabolic process. Gene Ontology annotation, cellular component: chloroplast; cytoplasm. Lineage: Eukaryota; Viridiplantae; Streptophyta; Magnoliopsida; Cucurbitales; Cucurbitaceae.
CACUUCCAUACAUAUAAUUCGUGGCUCAUUUAAAUCUCCUUUCUCUCUUCUCCAUUCUCAGCCUCCUAUCUCAAUUUGUGCACCAAAUUAAGCCUUGAAAAACAUAUAAGAAAAGUGCCAAAACCCACCCCUCAUUUCAGAAGAUAAGGAAGAAGAAGAAAUCAUACACCAAAUUCUUCUUCCUUACUACCUCAACAACUGAAAAACAAAGGAAAACAAAAGAAUGGCUGUCUGUACAUUAAACUCAUCCUUCCUGGGCUUCCACCAGAAGAGCCACCAGCCGCCGCAGCAGCUGGUUUUCUUGAGUGGAAAGAGGUGGGGGAGCAGCAAAAGGGAGAGACACAGCAGCUUGAGCAACACCGCCUGUGUCAUAACCUGCUCAGCUGGUGGCCAGCAGACGGUGGUGAUCGGUCUAGCAGCUGACUCAGGGUGUGGGAAAAGCACAUUCAUGAGGAGGCUAACAAGCGUUUUUGGAGGGGCAGCUGAGCCACCAAAGGGCGGCAAUCCAGACUCAAACACGCUCAUCAGUGACACAACCACCGUGAUAUGCUUAGAUGACUACCACUCAUUAGACAGAACAGGAAGAAAAGAAAAGGGAGUCACAGCGCUUGAUCCAAGAGCCAAUGAUUUUGACCUCAUGUAUGAACAAGUUAAGGCUCUUAAAAAUGGUGUCCCUGUUGAUAAGCCCAUUUAUAAUCAUGUCAGUGGCCUUCUUGACCCUCCUGAGCUCAUUAAGCCGCCUAAAAUCCUUGUCAUUGAAGGCUUACACCCCAUGUAUGAUUCAAGAGUAAGAGACCUGCUGGACUUCAGUAUCUACUUGGAUAUCAGCAAUGAAGUUAAAUUUGCUUGGAAAAUUCAGAGGGACAUGGCUGAGAGAGGACACAGCCUCGAGAGCAUCAAAGCGAGUAUCGAAGCUCGAAAACCCGACUUUGAUGCCUAUAUCGACCCACAGAAGCAGUAUGCAGAUGCAGUGAUAGAAGUGCUACCAACAAAUCUGAUUCCAGAUGAUAAUGAAGGAAAAGUUCUGAGAGUUAGGCUGAUAAUGAAGGAAGGGGUUGAGUUUUUUAACCCAGUUUAUUUGUUUGAUGAAGGCUCUACAGUUUCAUGGAUACCUUGUGGAAGAAAGCUCACUUGUUCUUACCCUGGCAUCAAGUUCUCCUAUGGCCCUGAAUCUUACUAUGGCCAUGAGGUAUCCGUUCUGGAAAUGGACGGGCAGUUCGACAGACUGGACGAACUGAUCUAUGUGGAAAGCCAUCUAAGCAACUUGUCGACAAAAUUCUACGGCGAAGUGACUCAACAGAUGCUGAAGCACUCGGAGUUCCCUGGAAGCAACAAUGGCACAGGCUUCUUCCAAACCAUCGUCGGAUUGAAGAUCAGAGAUCUGUACGAGCAGAUUUCCGCCAGCAAGGCCAAGGCGCAGGUGGAGGCCGCAAAAGCCUGAAGUUAGGGCGUCGCGAGAGGCGUUUCUCAGUCGCCGGCCGAUUUCUGGAUUUGGCUUUCAAUUCAAGCUUUGUUGUUUAUCGAUCGUUAUAGUCUGAGCUUCUUAGGCUGCUUUACAAUCACUUGUUGUUCUAAAUUUCCUGAUCGCUGGAGAUUUCUGAUGUAAAGAAAAAAUUCCCAUAAAGAAUCGAAAGCAGAAAUGAAAUGGAAAUUCCAAGUUUUUGCAGA